GUCUUUUGACAUUUUGCAAGCUUUCAUUUUCUGGAGCAGUUUUAAAGUGUUUUCUCUGCUUACUUUGCUUAUCCAGCAUAAAGAUCGUGUAACAUGACAGCUAGCAAUACAUGUUAACAGCUUAUUUGGAAGCUAGACAGGCCAUACUGACACUGCAGAAAACAAUAGCCAUGGAUCCAGCACUCCAUAAGCAAUUGACAGAACUCAUAGAACAACUGACCCACUCUGGUGAGGCCAAUCUUGAAUCUGGUGUGAUGAAACAAAUUAAAAACAUUUGCCGGAAGUCAGAUUUAUACGUUGAGCUAGCAUUUGACAAUGUUAUGAUCGAGUUACAACAAGACCAUGCUGAAAUAAGAUUAUCAGCGUUUCAGAUUAUCAACGAACUGUUCACACGAUCGCAUCGUUUUCGAGAACUUUUAAUUCAGGAUUUUCAUAACUUCACCGAACAUGCAACAAAUGUGAAUCCUGAUAAUCCGUUGCCCAAACCGAAGCCUGUUGCUAAGAUACUUCAUACUAAAGCAUUAGAGACAAUACAACAAUGGAAAGAUAAAUACGGAGAAGCAUACAAAAAAUUAACUCUUGGAUAUCACUAUCUGAAGCAGUGUAGAAAAGUCGACUUUGAUGACAUGGAAGCACGUUCUGUUGCCGAGCGACUUAGACAACAAGAAGAGGAAGCCAGAAAAGAAGCAAUAAUUAAUGAAAAGUGUAAAACAGUGCUAAAGCAAAUGGAGGAAAUUCCCGUUGAGGUUCAGAGUGCCCUCACAGAAAUGGACAGCUGUUAUAAACUGUUGUUGCCUGAUCCUGAACAGUUCACCUUUCAUGAAGCUGAAAAAGACAAUGAUGAUAAGGACCAUGAUGACAAAAACAAUGAUCAUAAAGACGAUGAUUAUGAAGACAAUGAAUACACAGACAAUGAUGACAAAGACAAUGAUGAUGAAGACAAUGAUGAAAAAGAUGAUGAUGAGAAAGACAAUGAUGUAGGUAUUAGUAGUCAUGGUAAUUAUGAUAGGAAAGAUACUGAGAAGGCAUGUGAACUCAGAGAUGAAUGUGAUCAAAACCCAAAUGAUCAUCAAAAUAUCCCAACUGAAAAUAAUGGCAACAAUGAUAGAGAUAAAACUGCUACAAAAAGGGAUGCAACUAACUGGACAGAGACGGAGGACAGUGAUGCUAAAAGGAUGAAAAGUGUCAUUGAAUUAGAAAAUGGUGACACAAAAAAUAAAAGUGAUGACGAUAGAGAUAGUGACAAAGAGUAUGAUGAUGACGACAUGCUAGGUUUGACUACUCAAACAAUGCGGGAGAGAGGCAUUGGUUCUCAAAGAUACGCUGUAGAGAUACAGCUAGACACAUCUAUGUUAACUGUUGUCGAGAAUAAUGACAAUACAGACAUUCUCAGUACACUGACAGAUUUAUAUAGGCUCACAAAGGGUAAAUAUUUACCCAGAAUAGGGCAGUGGUUAGAUCUCUUAACAAAGGGAGGUAAAUAUGAGACCCAGAUUAAACGAGCAAUCGACAUAAAGCAAGCUCUACUCAGUGCAACAAAUAAAUAUGAAAAACUAGACAUUAGGUUCAUGCCUCAAGUUAAAGUCCAAACUGACUCCAACCGUGAUAGCGAUAGUGAUUCAGAUUUUGAAGAUGUAGCUGAGAAAGAGGGGUUUGAGGCUGAUAUUCCCGAGCAUCUUAGAGAAGACUAUGGAAUCUUGCCUUCUACAAAACCUGCUUAUCAGGAGAUUGAUAUGUUCGCUGGUAGUGGAAACCUUGCAGAUAAUGAUCUAGAUUCAACUAUUAUGAAAACCAAUGAGAGAAUACAAAAGAGAUUGCAGUCAGGGCCUAGCUCCUCUAAACCUAGAGGUAGUGCAUUAUUAUCUAAGCCACCAAGUGCAGCGAGUAGUUCCCAAGGGGCAAGCGAUGUUCCUGUUGUGCCUUAUGGAGUUGAUCUCUUCCAUUGGGAGAAUAGAGAUGAAAUCAAACCCACUAUAGUCAGAUAUGAUUCCCUUCAUAGAUUCUGGACUCCCAGAGAAAAUGACGAGCAAAUUGAUAAAGAAGCUGAAGCAGCAAUGAAAAAUCGUGUCAUUAAUUUCACAGGUGAAUUCCAACCUGUACAGUGGAGCUGUAGGGCCUUGUUGAGUAAUGGCAGACUGUGCCCUAGAAUGGAUAGAAUCAAAUGCCCGUUUCAUGGUAAAAUAAUAGGACGGGAUAAAACAGGAGCCCCGAGUAACCCUAAUGACUGCCCCAAUGACAAAGCAGUUGCAGGUAAAGCAGCCUCAAGUACUACUACAAGGGCACAACCUAGUCAAGCGACAAGUAGCGAGACACAAGAUUGGCGUGAUCCAGAGCUCCAACGGGACAUUGAAGCUGCAACUGGGAUCAACCUCACACAAUCUAAAAAAGGAAAGGGUCGCGGGAAAAAAACCUCUAAUUUGACAAACAUUAACAAAUUGGAAAAUACAUCUCGGAAAAGAUUGGAGAAAAAAGUGUUAAAUGCGCGAACUUUAAAAAGAGUUUCUGGUAAACUUGAUCAAAUUGAUCAGAAAUUGGCAAGAGAUAAAUUUGCUAGUAAUUUCAAUUACUCCAUGUAAUUAUGGUGGGGACAUAUUGUUAUAGUCUCCAGCUUUUGUGUUUGGUGUUCUUCGUCUGUAACAAAUGGC
This is a messenger RNA of Owenia fusiformis, 2645 nucleotides long. The record is from the annotation of a GenBank genome assembly. NCBI's taxonomy places the organism in Eukaryota, Metazoa, Annelida, Polychaeta, Sabellida, Oweniidae.